AUGAUGUAUCCUAGAAAACCACCUACUAAGGAUGAGCCCAAGUCUCGUAAGAACUUAACUCAAUUUUAAAGGGAAGAAUUAAAGAGAGCUGUAGCAGAAAGAUUGUCAAAAAAAUAUGGUAUCAAUAAUACAGACUUGAUUUUUGGAGAGGUGGCUAAUUAUAUGAAUGAACAUUAGAAUAUAACAGCUGAAGGUCUCAAGAAUUUAGAGGAAAAUAUUAAAGCUUAAACCACAAAUAACAAAAAUGCAGCACCUAUUCGUUAAGACGAUGAAGAAUCUGUUAAAUCAGGUAUUUCUAAAAUGUCUGGUGCUUCUAAUUUCGAUGCAGUUGAUAAAUAUACUUAGAAGAAAUCUUUGACAGAAAUAAAUGGCGAUGCAAAAAGCGAAGCAAGCAAGACUAAAAAAUUAUAAGGAACUUAAAUUAAAAAACCAGAAAAUGAUUUAGGUUUUCUUGAUGAAGAAAAUGAAUGGGCCGCUAUAUACAAAUAUAAUAGAUUUCUUUAUGAUAAAGAAGAGGAAAUGAAGAAAAUCAAAAAGUUAGAGCAAAUUAAGCAGAUUCGUAGAGAUCUUGAUGCAUAAGUUGAAGAAAAGAAAAAAAUAAAGGACUAUGACAAGAAAGAAUCAGAAGGAUAUUCUAAAAAUAUGUAAAUUCAAAUGGAAAGAUAUGAUGAGAAAGAAAAAGAAAAGGAAAUGCAAUUGUAACUCAUUAAAGAUAUGGAAAAGGCUACUCGUGCUAAAUAAAUUAAGGACAAUAAGUAAAGACGUAGAUAAGAAGAUAAAUAGUAAAAAUAACUCGAUGCCUACUUGAUGCAAAAAGUUAAAGAAGAACUCGAGGCUGAGUAAUAAUACUAAACUUUCAAAAGGGAACAUCAAGCUUAAGUUAUGAAAAAGCUUUUGUAAGAAAACGAAGAAAGAAAGGAAAGACUUAGAAAGGAAGCAGAAUAAGAGAGACAAGAAAAUAUUUAAUUGAUGGAUGCUUAUUGCCGCUUAAUAGCAGAGUAAGAGCAAGAAAGAGAGAAAAAUAUAAAGGAACGUGAACAUAAGAUGAAACAUUAUUAAAAAUUAGCUCUUGAGCAGGUUGCACAAGAAAAUGAAGAUAAGCUAGGACAAAUGGAAAGAAGAAGGGAAAGAUACCACUAGCGUCAUGAGAAGAAACUCGACCAAAUGGAGCUUGAUUAAAAGAAAAAAAUAAAAGAUUAAAAGCAUUUUAUGAAAGAUUAUCUCUUUAAAUAAAUGGCUGAAAAAGAUGAACGUAAACGUAAAGAAAAAGAUUAAUUCAAUGAACAAGCUGUGAUUUGGAAGAAGGAUAAUGAAGAAUUCAUUAAAUUCGAAGAAAAGAAAAAGAUAGACAAGCAAGGUGUGAUGAAUACAUAUGCUUCAACACUAAAGGAGUAAAUGGCUGACAAUGCAGUUCUUAAAAAGACUGCAUUACAGGCUAUGAACGAAAACGAAACUCUUCUAAAUAAGAGAUUGCUCUAAGAACUUGAUGAUAUGAGAGACUAGAUUAAAAAAAAAUAAUAAUGA
Molecule: messenger RNA, 1524 nt
Organism: Tetrahymena thermophila SB210
Lineage: Eukaryota; Ciliophora; Oligohymenophorea; Hymenostomatida; Tetrahymenidae
Exons: 3
Source: RefSeq, a predicted model, not a curated record